Protopolystoma xenopodis is the source of this 519-nucleotide messenger RNA. The record is from the annotation of a GenBank genome assembly. NCBI's taxonomy places the organism in Eukaryota, Metazoa, Platyhelminthes, Monogenea, Polystomatidea, Polystomatidae.
AUGCUCAAUUCCUCCGCGGUUAUUGGAGAAGUGGCGCACUCGACAAGUACCGAACCUGCUCGCAUCGGACCGAAACGAGAUCGCCUCAAAGAUGGCGUCGACUGGAAGGCUCCAGCAAAAGAACUUGGACAGGCCAAGUCGUUGAAAUUCGCAUUGCUCUUUUGUCAACUUGGUUUGUCCAAUUUGUACCUUCGUCUCCGAGUCGUCUGCAGUGACCGUGUCAAGCAACCGAUAAUUUGCGUUGCCUCAUCCUCGGUCCGACCGGGCAGGGGACGGCCUUGCCAACGAACACGUCAGUUCUCAAGCAGGUCCAUUAACCUCAUGUACUUGGUCCCGAGUAAAGUGGCUCACUUGAUUCCGCUGAACGAGUGCGUGCAAUUGGAGCGCCCAAUCGCGCUACGUCGUCGCCUCUCCCUCGAGAGCCAAGACGACGUUUGUGCACGUCCUGUUUUGGCCGGCCGGCUUGGCGCUACCGACUCUUGCACGAGGUGGCGGGCACUUGGAAGAUGGCAAAUCGGG